AAUUACCACUUGAUUGGUCAUUUAAACUUUCUUAAUUCUUACUACAGUACAAAUUAUAAAACCCCACUUGCAACUAAAACUUUGGUCCACUUUUAUUUCAGAUCUAAGAAAGAGUACUAACAAGUGUUGAUGAGGUUCUUGUCUGAAAGUUUAAAAUAGACCAAUUUAGAAACCCAUCAGUAAAGAUCUGAACUUUUCUUGAUUCUGGUCCAGAACAGAAGAAUCUGUCAGUAAUCAGAGAGAUGGGCUUGGUGGGUCUCCAAGAAAAUGGGAAUGGUGAGAUGGGCUUGGUCAGUGGUGCCAAGAAUAAGUAUAAAAGAAUGGAUUCUGAGCUCACAGAUUUUGAUGAUGACAUUGAUGAAGCUACUCAACAUCAUCAUAUUCAGCUGGAGAGGAGCAAGACUACCAGGAAAUAUGUUUUUGCCUGUGCUGUUUUUGCUUCUCUUAAUUCUGUGCUUCUUGGCUAUGAUGUUGGUGUCAUGAGUGGAGCUAUCCUAUUUAUUCAAGAAGAUUUGAAAAUAACAGAGGUCCAACAAGAAAUCCUUGUUGGUUCUCUGAGUGUCGUUUCAAUCUUUGGUAGUUUACUUGGUGGAAGAGCAUCAGAUUCCUUAGGUAGAAAAUGGACAAUGGGGUUGGCUGCAGUUAUCUUUCAAGCUGGUGCAGCUAUUAUGACCUUCGCUAAUUCGUUUGAGGUUCUAAUGCUUGGAAGACUAUUGGCUGGAAUUGGUAUUGGCUUUGGAGUCAUGAUCGCUCCUGUUUACAUUGCAGAGAUAUCUCCAUCCAUUGCUAGAGGCUCCUUCACAUCUUUCCCGGAGAUCUUUAUAAAUCUUGGAAUCCUCCUUGGGUAUGUAUCUAACUACGCGUUUUCAGGCCUUCCAGCACAUACAAACUGGAGGAUAAUGCUUGCUGUGGGAAUUCUUCCUUCCAUCUUCAUAGCAGGGGCUCUGUUUAUCAUACCCGAGUCACCAAGGUGGUUAAUUAUGCAGAAUAGAACCGAUGAAGCAAAAUUGGUGCUAAUAAAUACGAAUGAAACUGAUGCAGAAGUGGAGGAGAGGCUUGCUGAAAUACAAACAGCUGCAGGGACUACAAAUGGAGAGAAAUAUGAAGAAAAAGCUGUCUGGCGUGAACUGUUGAGUCCUUCCCCUGCCCUCAGGCGCAUGCUGAUUACGGGAUUUGGCAUUCAGUGUUUCCAACAGAUUACUGGAAUUGAUGCAACUGUAUACUAUAGCCCCGAGAUUCUCAAAAGUGCCGGCAUUGAGGACAACACAAAAGUUCUUGCUGCAACUGUUGCUGUAGGAGUCUCAAAGACUGUGUUUAUACUUGUCGCCAUUAUACUUAUUGACAGGGUAGGAAGAAAGCCACUUCUUUAUGUUAGCACAAUAGGUAUGACCAUAUGUUUGUUUACUUUAGGCCUCAGUCUAUCUUUACUAGGAGAAGGGUCCGGGUCUCUCGGCAUUGCCCUGUCGCUUGUAGCUGUUUGUGGGAAUGUAGCUUUCUUUUCCGUGGGAAUUGGCCCUGUCUGUUGGGUUUUGACAUCUGAAAUCUUCCCUCUAAGACUGCGCGCUCAAGCAGCAGCACUCGGGGCAGUGGGAAAUAGAGUCUGCAGCGGCCUAAUUGCCAUGUCAUUCCUUUCAGUCUCCCGUGCAAUUACCGUGGGUGGAACAUUUUUCAUCUUUUCAGUAAUUUCAGCCCUGUCAGUUGUUUUUGUCUACACCCUUGUUCCUGAAACAAAAGGCAAAUCUCUGGAGCAAAUCGAGUUGCUAUUUCAUAAAGAACAUGAUAGGCAACGAGGCGAAGUGGAGCUCGGAGAUGUUGAGCACCUUGUUGCAAGCAAAUAGUCUCUCUACUAUAGUGCUGAAAUGCUCAGAGCUACUAGCUUACUAUAUAAUCCAAUAUAUCAAAUGGAGAUGCCUAUUCAGAUUAGAACAUUGCCGGUAUUCACAUUCCUGGGAUGGCUAGAGAAAGCUUCAUUAGAACGAGAAUUGUUCAUAUUAUGGCGGCAUUUGCAAUCUGGCUGCUAUACUGGUAACUCAUAGACCUGAAGUUUAAGGUGAAAAUGCUGAAUGCCAUUGUCUCUUCCUUGGUGAUUUGUCAAGUUCCACAUUACAUAAGCAAAUGAUAUCAUAUCUGAAACCAUAGUGGAGUACGUAUUUUUUUUGUUGCCUCGGCAGAUUUUACAGAACAUAAUCAAUAUAUAUUACCGAUACUUUCAUCAAUUGUAAUUGGUUUGGGGGCUGAAAUGCACAAUUGGAGUGUUUUGGUUGAAAUGAAAUAAAAUUGAGAGCAGAAUAGUAGUCACCUAUAUUUUAAAUAA
Messenger RNA from Daucus carota subsp. sativus, 2314 nucleotides. RefSeq names its product probable polyol transporter 4. Gene Ontology annotation, molecular function: carbohydrate transmembrane transporter activity. The record is from RefSeq and is a predicted model, not a curated record. The coding region runs from base 243 to 1838 and encodes 531 amino acids. Gene Ontology annotation, biological process: transmembrane transport. Gene Ontology annotation, cellular component: membrane. The transcript has 2 exons. NCBI's taxonomy places the organism in Eukaryota, Viridiplantae, Streptophyta, Magnoliopsida, Apiales, Apiaceae.